This is a messenger RNA of Orbicella faveolata, 1200 nucleotides long. RefSeq lists its product as uncharacterized. Lineage: Eukaryota; Metazoa; Cnidaria; Anthozoa; Scleractinia; Merulinidae. Gene Ontology annotation, molecular function: oligosaccharide binding; extracellular matrix structural constituent. The record is from RefSeq and is a predicted model, not a curated record.
AAUAUACAUUUUUGUGGUCGAAAACACUCGUAGAAAAAGUUGAUUGAACUGAGGGAAAAUUAAAGCGGAAAAAUUGUUCUUCCAUUGCUGAUCAAAAUCGGUCAAAACAAUGUUGUUCCGUAGUCUACUGGCCUUGAUUUUCUGCCUCUCGGUCGCAAGAGGGCUGGGGGAACGGAGGAACAAAAUGUGUGUGUUGGACAUGGAUGAAAAAGGCAAUCUUUACCUUUACAAGGCUGCACUGCUCUGCAAGAACGAGAUUAUCAAGCGACUGAUCAAUGGAACAUACCAUGUAGCAGACCCGAGUACUAUAGGGCUAAGCAAAGUCUCCUCUGCCUUGAACUGCAAGGACCUAAAACAGAAAGCACCGUCACUCGUGUCAGGAGUCUAUUGGAUAGACCCAGAUGUUGGUUCCCAUGGUAACGCGUUCCAGGCCUACUGCGACCAACAGACGGACGGUGGGGGCUGGACACUAGUUUGGAGUUAUACUUUCACCGCAUACACGAGCUUCUGGACUGGUGCAAAUGCUGUCACGCCGCGUCCAAGCUGGACAGCCAAAAAAGCGAACACUCGAGUGUCCACAACAGUUCCUCUCACUGAGACACAUUACGAGGCCAUGAAUUUUACUUCAUGGCGAGCUAUUGGCAAAGAGUUUUUUAUCAAGAGCAACAUCAACAACUGGAUCGCAUGCAAGGAAGGCACAGGCAGCUUGGUGCAACAGACGACGGGCUCAAUCUCUUGUAAACUGGUUAAACAGGUUUCCAAGCAGUGCGCUGGUGUAGUACCGGAGUUUUUCUGGAGCGGGUCUGAUUCCUAUGGUCCAGGCUUACGCGCCACUGGAGCGUACUACUAUUUCGAUGGUAACAAAGGCAUAAAUUCGCCUACCCAUGAUCCAUGUGGAACAAACCGACCAAAUCAGUUAAAAGGUGUGGCUAAUCCACACGGAAAUAUCUUUAUUCGGUAAGCGAUUUUCUGUCCAUGUCUUAUUUCGCUAGCGCUAAAAUAACUCAAAGCUACACGGAGAUACAAGGGUUAAAAGGGAUAAGAUAUUUACAUAGAUCACUUUAUCCAAGGCGUCUAUUGCUCAUGCAUGCACGAAAACGUCGGGAUUUUCAAUAAGACUAUAACAAGAACUGGAAAUCAUUUCAGUUUAUAUCAGUUUCUAUUUUUCUACAUUUUAAGGAUUUUUGCAGGUUCAUUCUU